This is a messenger RNA of Numida meleagris (helmeted guineafowl), 1768 nucleotides long. RefSeq names its product protein farnesyltransferase subunit beta. Gene Ontology annotation, biological process: protein farnesylation; multicellular organism development; positive regulation of DNA-templated transcription. Gene Ontology annotation, cellular component: protein farnesyltransferase complex. NCBI's taxonomy places the organism in Eukaryota, Metazoa, Chordata, Aves, Galliformes, Numididae. The record is from RefSeq and is a predicted model, not a curated record. The transcript is spliced from 14 exons. The coding region runs from base 119 to 1504 and encodes 461 amino acids. Gene Ontology annotation, molecular function: zinc ion binding; protein farnesyltransferase activity.
CCUACAACUCAGGCGGCCUCCGCUCAGCGAGGGGGGGGGCGUGGCCAACGCCAACCCCGCCCCCCUCACCGCAAGCCCCGCCCCCCUGCGCGGCGGAAGUCUCGCGUGAAGCGGCGGGAUGUGCGGGGGCUGCGUGGGCACGGAGUACCCCGAGCGGGGCACCACCUGCUUGGAGGGCGGCUCCUUCCUCCUCAACUUCGUGGGGUGCGCCCGAUGCGGCCGCCGGGACUUCGUGCUGCUGGGCAACCGGGCCGCCGGCCUGCACGGCGAUGAUGAGAUCAUCACCUACGAUCACUUGUGCAAGAACUGCCACCACCUGAUUGCGCGCCACGAGUACACCUUCAGCGUGGUGGAUGACUACCAGAGCAAAGUGGAGGACAUUGUGCAGGAAGUGUUCGACGCCUACAAGACGAACCACCACACCGCACAGUUCAUCCUGCAGCGGGAGAAGCACUUCCACUACUUGAAGAGAGGCCUCCGGCAGCUGGGCGAAGCCUACGAGUGUCUGGAUGCCAGCCGCCCCUGGCUCUGCUAUUGGAUCCUGCACAGCCUGGAGCUGCUGGAGGAGCCCAUUCCCCAGUCGGUCGCCUCUGAUGUCUGCCAGUUCCUGAGCUGCUGCCAGAGUCCUCAGGGUGGCUUUGGCGGGGGCCCAGGCCAGCAACCCCACCUCGCCCCCACCUAUGCCGCUGUCAACGCGCUCUGCAUCAUUGGCACAGAAGAAGCAUAUAACAUCAUUGAUAGGCAGAAGCUGCUGGAGUACCUGCACACGCUGAAGCAGCCCGAUGGCUCCUUCCUGAUGCAUGUGGGCGGUGAGGUGGACGUCAGGAGCGCCUACUGUGCUGCUGCGGUAGCAUCGCUGACCAACGUCCUCACGCCCGCGCUGUUCACUGGGACGGCCGAGUGGAUAGCGGGGUGCCAGAACUGGGAGGGGGGCAUCGGCGGGGUGCCGGGCAUGGAAGCUCACGGCGGGUACACUUUCUGCGGGCUGGCAGCGCUGGUCAUCCUGAAGAAGGAGCACUUGCUGAACCUGCGCAGCUUGCUGCACUGGGUGACCGGACGGCAGAUGCGUUUUGAGGGCGGCUUCCAAGGCCGCUGCAACAAGCUGGUGGAUGGCUGCUAUUCCUUCUGGCAGGCGGGGCUGCUGCCCCUGCUGCACCGCGCCCUUCACGCACAGGGUGACGCGGCGCUCAGCAUGUCACGCUGGAUGUUCGACCAGUCGGCGCUGCAGGAGUACAUCCUGCUGUGCUGCCAGUGCCCAGCUGGAGGGCUGCUGGACAAGCCAGGGAAGUCGCGGGACUUCUACCACACCUGCUACUGCCUGAGUGGGUUGGCCAUUGCCCAGCACUUUGGCAGUGGAGAUCUGCACCACGAGCUGGUCCUGGGCAUCCCCGAAAACCGCCUGCGGCCCACGCAUCCUGUCUAUAACAUCGCGCCGGAAAAAGUGGUGAAGGCGGUGAUGCACUUCUUGCAGCAGCCUGUGCCCAGCCUGGAAGGGACAGGGUAGGGGUCUGCGCUCCCCCCAUCCGGGCAGAGCGGGGCCCUCAGGGUGCUAGCGAUACCAAAUAGGAGCCGGGGGGGCCAUAAAGCAGGGCUGCCACCUGCCCUUGGGGUGAAUAAGGAGCAUGAGAGGGUUCUCAGCCCUGCUCCCCACCCCCCAACCCCAAGAAAACACAGUUACCAGGGGAAAGGAUAAAAUAAGUUUUGGUUUUUUUUCCUUUUUAUUAUUUAUAAGUCUUAUAGUAAAGGGAAGCCUUAACUUGCAAGACAA